Molecule: messenger RNA, 555 nt
Organism: Pseudogymnoascus verrucosus
Lineage: Eukaryota; Fungi; Ascomycota; Leotiomycetes; Thelebolales; Thelebolaceae
Exons: 2
Coding region: 1-555 (184 amino acids)
Molecular function (GO): protein binding
Source: RefSeq, a predicted model, not a curated record
AUGGAUCGCAAUGAAUUCGUCGAUAUGCUCACGUCAGACAUCGUUCGAAUCACGGUUGGGCAAGUCGACAGGCAGAAGACAUUUUCUAUUCACAAGAAUUUAUUUGCAAAAAAAGCUCCCGUCUUUUACAAGAUGUUUGACGGCGGCUUUAAAGAAGGAGUGACAGGUCUGGCCACUUUACCCUAUGAUAGUCAUGAAGCAUUCGAAAAUUUCGCACAGUGGCUCUAUUUUCCUUCGGCAGAGACGUUCUCCAGUCACAUAGUUCGCAAUCUUUUGCCUCAAGAAAAUUCGAGUGUAGCGAGGUGGGAGCUGGUCGAGACAAUCGUGUUUGCCAACAAGUACUGCCUAGAUGCAUUGAGCGACCUGGCGAUGUCAUCGUGGAUUAUCCACCAACGUUCUACUUUCCCACUUGAAGAACUUAGGAAGAUUACCAGCUACAUUGUUGCUAAUACCUCGCAUCUUUGCAAAGCUAGGGUUGGUUUACUUUGCUCGCACAUGGGCAUGGCAUAUACUUCAGCAUCCGGAAAAGGAUUUUUACAGAUCAAAUACAUCUAA